Messenger RNA from Acanthamoeba castellanii str. Neff, 2595 nucleotides. Its product is annotated as pentatricopeptide repeat domain/PPR repeatcontaining protein. Bases 1 to 2595 code for a protein of 864 amino acids. Lineage: Eukaryota; Discosea; Longamoebia; Acanthamoebidae. The transcript has 9 exons. Gene Ontology annotation, molecular function: protein binding. The record is from RefSeq and is a predicted model, not a curated record.
AUGAGGAGCGCAAGACUCUCGCAGCCAUCGGUGCCCCUGUGCUGGCGCGGCCAUAGCUUUGUGAGCCGAAGCAAUUCGCUGCUAGUGCAUUACCGUCAACCCCUGUUCACAGCUCCGCUGCCACCUCUCGUGUCGAGUGCCAGGCCUGGGCUCCACGUUGGCCUCCCCGUUGUGCGAAGAUUCGCCACCCGCCCUGCCAAAUCACACCCCAAUCACGGCGCCGUCAAGCCUCCUUCCGAGCCGAGUGGUGCGCGUGUAUCGCUGCCCACCAAGGAGAACGAGCAAAUGGUCAAGAAGUUGACCAACCUGCUCCGGAACAAGAACCCCGUCACCGCCAGGCAAUUCGUAGGCUUCCUCCGCAAGACCAGCGACCAAAGAGAGCCCACGAUCCUGUCGGACAAGGUGGUAUCGCUGCUGCCGCAGCUCACGUUCGAAGAUGAACGCACGAGGGCCAAGGAGAGAUACGAGCAACAGGCCAAGGAGCUGAAGAAGGACAGCAGGCAGGGGAGCAACGCGGCCGCGAAGAAGCCGGCGGUCCCCAAGCGCAAGGAGUCGGCCGAGGAGAGGGAGUACAAGGCGCGAGAGCUGCUGAUCAAGGAGGACGAGGACGAGCGGCGCAAGUUCACCAUCAUCCUGGCCAGCCUGGGCAAGAUGCGCAAGAUCGAGGGCAUGCUCUACGUCUACAACAUGCUCAAAUCCAGGGAACGCCAAGAGGACGAACGCAUACGUCAAGCGCUUGACGAAGCCGCCUCCAGGAAGGAAAAGGCGCCUGUGAUGGAGGACUCGCGGUGGAAGGUGGACGUCUACAUGUACAACCUGGUGCUCGAUGCGCUGGCCAAGGCCGGCUACCUGGGCAAGAUGGAGGAGAUCCUGCAGGACAUGGCGCAGAGCCGGGUCGACAAGGACCGGGUGACCUACAGCGUGCUGUACGGCGCCUACUCGAGCCGCGGCGACGACACCAGGGCCGAUCAGGUGUGGCAGGAGAUGAAGGACCGCGGCGUCGAGAUGGACCUCGCCGGCUACAACGGGCUCAUGAACACCUUUGCCCGCAGGGAUGACGUCGAUCGCGUGCUCGAGACCUACAAGCAGAUGCAGACCGCCGGCAUCCAGCCGGACCAGGGCACCUUCUCGAUUCUCCUCGAGUGCUGCGCCCGCGACGCGCUCGAGUUCAGAACGCGCACGUCGGCGGCGGCGGCCGCGGCAACAGAGACAGAGAAGGCGGGCGAUGAGGAGGGCGAGGCGGUGAAGACGGGCGAGGAAGAGGACGACGACGGCCUCUACGCGAUGGAUGAGAAGGAGCGGGUUCGCAUCUUGCAGUCGAAGCGACGGCGCAUGGAGGCGGUCAUGCGGGCCAUGAAGAAGGCGAAAGUGCGGCUGGACAACAUUCUGGUCAACUCGAUCAUCCGCUGCUACGCCUCGCUGGGCGAGGUCGAGGAGAUGUUCAGCGUUGUGCGCUUCCUCGUAGAGGAGGAAAAUAUCAAGCUAGCCGAGGACAACUACUCGCUGAUGGUCUACUGCGCCGGGAGGGAGAAAGCGAUCGAUGUGGGGCGUCUCACGAAAGUCCUCGAGGAGAUGAAGUGGAGCAACGUCCAGCCCACGGCCAAGACCAUCAACGCCGCCAUCCACUCGUUCGCCUUUGCCGGCCCGCAGCAGCUCGAGGCCUUCAUCCUCCCACCCUCCGCACCGACCACCAACGAAGCCGGCGCAGCCGCCGGCGACGACGGAAAGAACGAAAGCGAAGCGGAAAAAGCGAAGAAGCGAAAGGCUGACGGCGCGAAGGAAAAGAAAGAGGAGCAGCAGGUCAGCCUGUGGCAGCUCAUCAAGAAGUACGGCGUGGUGGUGACGGACGACAUCCUAUUCGACCUGCUCAAGGUCUACGCCACCAACGAGGCCGCCCCAGUGGCUCCAGCCGGCGCCGACGUCGUGGGCAUCGUGGAGGGAGCGCGCAGGCAACUGGACCGGGCCCGGCUCGCCAAGCUGCUGCACAAGAUGAAGGAGGAGGGCUUCGGCUCGUCCCUCACGGUGUUCAACUCGCUCAUGCGAUUCCACGCCGCCUAUGGCGAAAACCGGGUCCGCGAGGUCACCGUGCUCUACAGCCAGAUGAAGAAGCGGCAGGUGAGGCCCAACCUCCAGACGUAUCUGGUGAUGGUGGACACGAUACUGAGCACCGAGCGGAAGGUCCAGCCCGAGCAACGGCCGGCCUCCAGUGGCAAGGCGAGUGGCGAGGAGAAGGAGCGAGAGAAGGAGCGAGCGGAGCUGUCCUACCUCCUGUUCUCGGAGAUGCAGAGCGAGGGCGUGCAGCCCAACCUCAAGCUCUUCAACAGCCUGAUCGAACUCAGCGGAUUCGAGGAGCUGCGACGCAGGGCCUCCGUUGUCGACAGCACCACCCACAACGUCGAUGGCGAUCGGUCCGCGGCCCUGGGCGAGGAGGAGUUCCGGCAGAAGGUGCUCUCCAUCCUCACCGAGAUGCGACGACUCGGGAUCAGACCCAACACCAAGACCCUCAAGUGCAUAUCUUCCGCGUGUGCGGUGGCGGGCGCGGGCGAGGCGUUGGGUCCCGCCAUCUUCGACGAACUGCCGCGUCUCUUUGCAUAG